GGAAACAAAAAGUAGUAGUCCGUUAGGAGCAUAUGAAAAGUCACGGACAGAGAAAAGCACUUUCGAGACAAAAACAAAAACCAAAUAUGAGAAAAUUCUGAGAUAAGACUUCGAUUCCAACAUUGCAACGGCUUGUGCAACUGAACAAAUUAGAGAAGACGAUGCUUCAAGGGAUGAGAAUGGUAGAGAGAGAGAGAGAGAGAGAGAGAGAGAGUGAGUUUAGAGAGAGAAACAGCUGAUGCAGAGUAGAAGAAGAAGAAGCAGAGCAGAAACAGAAGAUUUUGGAUUGGAAGCUGAAACAAAACUACCCAAAUGUUGUCUUGCUCACCAGAGAAAUCUCCGAGCUGGUCUCGACUCUGGCUCAAGAACAAGAAAGCUCUCAACCAUGUAGUCUUCGCUAUGAAGCUCCAAUCUCUCUCCAAACCACCUCUCACCAAUAUCACCCCUGAAUCUGACAAAACCCUAGUGUUCGAUCGCUCAAAGCUCGUCUCAGAUCGAACCUCACUCCUCUCCGACGAGCUUCUCCUCCGAAUCCUCUCCAAACUCCCCCAAUCUCAGAGAAAUUCGAUUUUUCUAGUCUCCAAACGGUGGUUGAAUCUCCAAGGCCGUCUUGUUCGAUCCCUGAAGCUUCUUGAUUGGAACUUCCUCAUAUCGGGUCGAUUAUUUGCUCGAUUUCCAAAUCUUAUUCAUGUUGAUUUGGUUCAUGGAUGUUUUGUUUCGCCUCGAAACGCAGGUAUUCUGUUGAACCAUAAACUAGUUUCUGUCCACAUUGAUUCGAAUGUUUCUCCAAAUGGGUUUAUACCACAGAAUUCCAUGUUGUCAGAUGAUAAAAUUGAUUCUGGAUUGAAAGUUUUAGCUAGUGGGUAUCAAAAUCUUAGAAAACUCAUGGUUGUUAAUGCUAGUGAAAUGGGGUUAUUGGGUGUUGCUGAGGAGUGUCCUACAUUGCAAGAAUUGGAGUUGCAUCAGUGUAACGAUCAUGUUCUGCGUGGGAUUGCGGCGUGUCAGAAUCUUCAGAUAUUGAAAUUGAUUGGUUUUGUUGAUGGGUUUUAUGGGUCUUUGGUUUCAGACAUUGGUUUGACUAUAUUGGCAGGUGGGUGUAGGAGAUUGGUGAAGCUUGAGCUCAGUGGAUGUGAAGGAAGCUAUGAUGGUAUUAAAGCAAUUGGGCAAUGUUGUCAAAUGCUUGAAGAGUUGACUCUAACUAAUCAUAGGAUGGAAGGUGGGUGGUUGUCAGCUCUUUCCUAUUGUGAGAAUUUGAAAACUUUGAAGUUUCAAUCAUGUAAGAGAAUUGAUUGUAGUCCGGAACCUGAUGAGCAAUUAGGUUCUUGCUCGACGCUUGAGUGCUUGCAUUUGGAGAGGUGCCAAUUACGGGACAAGCGGAGUGUGAGAGCAUUGUUUCUUGUAUGUGAAGCUGCUAGGGAGAUUGUUUUCCAGAACUGUUGGGGAUUGGACAAUGACAUGUUCAGCAUUGCAGGUAUCUGCAGGAGGGUGAAGUCCCUGUCUUUAGAAAGCUGUUCGCAGCUAACAACUCAAGGCCUGGAGUAUCUGAUUCUUUCUUGGAAGGAGCUUCAAAGGCUCCAAGUUGUAUCUUGUAACAAUAUAAAGGACAGUGAAGUAACUCCUGCGCUUUCAGCUUUGUUUUCUGAUCUCCAAGAAUUGAAGUGGAAUCCUGAUAGCAAAUCUCUUCUUUUGUCGAGCUUUGUGGGGUCUGACAUGCGAAAGAGAGGUGGCAAAUUUUUAAAGAAGGCAUGAGACUCAACACCCUGUACCUGAUGUUUAAAAUCUGAUUUUCUGAUUAUAUACUUGUAUGAUUCACUUGGUGGAUGCAAAAGCUCUCAUUAUUGUACUGUACCAUAAUACCAUUAUUUAUUUGGAUGAUUCACUUGGUGGAUGAUCAACAUGUAUUUUGAUUGCAGAAGAUUAUAUACAUUUUUUAUGUAGUAGAAAAUGGGUAUUUUGAAUUCUGUAAACAUGUCAGUGACCUACCCCUGUUCAGUGUUGUUCGGGAGGGUCACCGACUCACCACAUCCACUUUGAUAAGUAUGUUGAUUAACACCACUGUUUAGCAUUGCUGCAGUUUUAUGAAUACUUUUAUUGCCUUCUUUCGCCUCA
Molecule: messenger RNA, 2109 nt
Organism: Camellia sinensis
Lineage: Eukaryota; Viridiplantae; Streptophyta; Magnoliopsida; Ericales; Theaceae
Product: F-box protein At5g51370
Biological process (GO): SCF-dependent proteasomal ubiquitin-dependent protein catabolic process
Cellular component (GO): SCF ubiquitin ligase complex
Molecular function (GO): protein binding
Source: RefSeq, a predicted model, not a curated record